Molecule: messenger RNA, 1026 nt
Organism: Dothidotthia symphoricarpi CBS 119687
Lineage: Eukaryota; Fungi; Ascomycota; Dothideomycetes; Pleosporales; Dothidotthiaceae
Exons: 2
Coding region: 1-1026 (341 amino acids)
Source: RefSeq, a predicted model, not a curated record
AUGCUAUUCAAAAGUGCCCUCAUCGGCGGUCUGCUCGCUGCUGGACAUGCGACAGCUUUCAAGAUUGGACAGGUCAACGCCCUUCUUCAACGAAGUGAUGAUGUGGAAGAAGUACUCCGACGGGAUGCCGCCCUCGUCGCCUCUCUUACCCGACGACAAGACGCAAACCCCGCAGAUACAGCGCCUCUCUCCUCGUUAGUACCAGCGUCCGGCGACGCAUCCAAAGCAGAUUUGAAGAAAUGGGAGGAAGAGACACGAUCAGCCUGCAUGAGCACGCUUUCGAACCUAAAAGGAAAAGCCUCGAAUCCAAGUGGCAUUGCGGUCUGCUACAAUGUACCAUUUCUCGACAACCGGACUGGCGUCUUCCAGGCUGAACUCCGCCUGUACAACGUAUCAGCACCCGUUGAUCCCUGGAUAGGCGUUACCGCAGCCGACAUCAGCUUGUCGUUGUCCUAUCUAGGCGCGACCGUCCAAAACAUGAACGGCACAUUCCAAAAGCGUGACAUCGGCUACCCACCCGUUCGUACACGAGACACGGAUAGCCUUCUCGUCGAGAGACAAACAAUCAGCGAUAUGACCGAGUUUAAAGUGCUCAUGUACGUGGGUCGCAUCAACAGCAACCUAAUGUUCGGCGACGUCAUGACCGAAGAAACACUAAAACCGCUUCUCGUCCCGGACAUCGAUCUCGCGGCUCGAAACCCCAUCUCCAACAUCGACGUCACAGAGACGCUAUCAUCCGCAGGCGCAACCUUCGUGAAUGGCAUCUUCGCCAGCAAAGCGGAUAGACCCACGACUGCCGAUCCCACCGCUGCGGCCGCUGCGUCCUCGAUCGCCGCCAUCGCCGCGCCGUUCGUUGUACCGGGAACCACGCUCUCUUUCUUCCCCGUCGGCCUCGUCGUGACGUGCAUAUGGAGUGCUGUGCUCUUCAUAGCCGUGGGGCUGGGUACCUGUGGUCGGAUUCAGUUCCGUGACCAGUAUCGCCGGCGCGUUUUGGCUGAGAAGGCAAGGGGUGUGCGCACUAUCUAA